GGAACGAGAGCGUGAGCUGUACGGGCCCAAGAAGAGAGGACCUAAGCCUAAAACUUUUCUUCUGAAGGCUCGGGCCCAAGCGGAGGCCCUCCACAUUGGGGAUGUACACUUUUCUGUCAAGCCUGGUUCCAGCACCUCCUCUCCCAAGCUCCACUCCAGCGCCGCGGUGCACCGGCUCAAGAAAGACAUCCGGCGAUGCCACCGCAUGUCCCGGCGCCCCCUGCCCCGUCCAGACCCCCAGAAUGGCGGGAGCGUGGGUGGCGGGGUUGGCAUCCGUCCUCCUGUCUCACCCUUCUCGGAGACCGUCCGCAUCAUCAACCGUAAGGUGAAACCCCGCGAGCCCAAGCGCAGCCGCAUCAUCCUCAACCUCAAAAAAGGUGGGAAGCCAGCCAACGGGGCCGGGGGCCUGGCUCGACCCAAGAUCCCAUCCCGAAACCGUGUCAUCGGCAAGAGCAAAAAGUUCAGCGAGAGCGUCCUCCGCACCCAGAUCCGCCAUAUGAAGUUCGGCGCCUUUUCACUCUACAAUAAGCCGUCCGCUGCACCUGCCCCCUCCCUGGAGGGCAAAGGGGAGGCCGAAGGCUCCCAGGCAGCCUCUUGUGGGCUCAUUAUGGGCUCCACCCCCUAUGAUGCCCACAGCUCCAGCUCCUCAGGCUGCCCAUCACCUGCCCCCCACUCCUCCUCCGACCCAGAUGAUUCCCCUCCGAAGCUGCUCCCUGAGACCCUCAGCCCAGCCAUCCCCGACUGGCGUGAGUCAGAGGUCCUCGACCUCUCGAUCCCGCCUGAGUCAGCCGCCACCAGCAAGCGUUCUCCAUCAGGAGGGUGUGGCGGGGGGCAGACACCCUCCUUGUCCCUCUCCUCUUCUGACCCGGAGCAGGAGACCGGCGACUGGCGUCCCGAGAUGUCCCCCUGCUCUAACGUGGUGGUCACGGAUGUCACCAGCAACCUCCUCACCGUCACCAUCAAGGAGUUCUGCAAUGCGGAGGAUUUUGAGAAGGUGGCGGCGGGCAGCGGAGGAGGCAGCAAGUGAGCAGCCAGAUUCCCCUGCUCCAGGGGCAUGAGGGGAGCUCUUCCUGUGAGAAGUCGUGGUGCGAAUGGCUGUCCUUAGUUCUCUCCUUCUCCCCUUGGCUGUCCCUCUGCCCUCACUGCCACCUUUCCUCCUCCUUUCCCCCUGCCCACUCCCUCCUGCCUGGAGGCUGGAGCAUGUCAGUAGGGGGGAGUGGGGAGGCAGGGAGGGUCGUGGUGGGGCUGAGGAGUGGUUGUUUGUCCUUGAAUGUGGUGUUGUCCAACGGGCAGUGGAGCCUUUGGGGAUGAGGGAUGGGUGAGCAUGUGUCUGUGUGCCUGUGGGAGUGGUGGGGAAGGUGCUCUUCCCCCUCCUCCCCCUU
Tauraco erythrolophus (red-crested turaco) is the source of this 1382-nucleotide messenger RNA. Lineage: Eukaryota; Metazoa; Chordata; Aves; Musophagiformes; Musophagidae. The record is from RefSeq and is a predicted model, not a curated record.